UCUUAAAGAGGGAGAGACAAAGAGAGUCUGAAGAAGAAGAAGGGAAGAUGGAACGUGGUAAUGGCCAUGGUAUCGGUAGUGGUGGUGGUUUUCAUGGUUAUCAGAAGCUUGCUAAGUCAAACUCUACUGGGACGAUGCUGUCGAAUGAAAUUGAUGUCAAUUCGACCUGCACUGUACGGGAACAGGAUCGAUACAUGCCGAUUGCGAAUGUGAUUAGGAUUAUGCGCAAGGUGCUACCAAGCCAUGCAAAGAUAUCUGAUGAUGCUAAGGAAACAAUCCAAGAAUGUGUCUCUGAAUACAUUAGUUUCAUAACAAGUGAAGCGAAUGAUCGAUGCCAAAAGGAACAGCGGAAGACGAUCACAGCUGAAGAUGUUUUAUGGGCUAUGAACAAAUUGGGUUUUGAUGAGUACAUUGAACCACUUAAUCUAUACCUUCAACGUUACCGUGAGUUUGAAGGUGAACGUGGGUCGAUUCGAGGUGAUUCGCUGGUGAAACGGGGAGGGAUAAAUUUAUCCCCCUUCACAAAUGGUUAUGGGCAUGCUGCUGCAUUUCAUAUGGCAGCUGCACAUCAUUUUCAUCAGGCUGGGUUUUAUGCUGCCGGACCACCACAAUUACCUGGUGGAGGAUCGGUUUCUGCAGCAGCUAGUGAUUAUUUGAGAGAUGGGUCAGCUGGUGUUAACUCUGGUCAUCAAUCUACACCUGCCAUGUCUGCUGCUUUUGAACCUUAUGCACCUUAUAAGUGAUGAGGAAAAUUAAGUAGUACAUAUAGUACAUCAUAGGCUAUGGUAGGGUGGCCAAGCUGUUGGAUGCCACCUGAGGUUAAAACUUGUCGACAUUCUAAUUUAUGGACUGGACUGGACUGGAAAAAUCAAUCAUAGAUGUGGGUUUGGGGUUUGGCUCGGGUAAAAUUUAAUCAGAUAAAGUAAACAGGGAUGGUUAUUUAGUUUUCCAUAAUUAAUAUGCAUUUUCCUUUUGGUUUGCUUGUUAGUGUGGGUCUCAUGCUUGUUGUUUAGCUUAUGCCUUGUUGCAAUUGCAUUUCCUCUUUUGGAACGUAGAACUGCUAAUAAGCUCAUUCGUUGGUA
Molecule: messenger RNA, 1082 nt
Organism: Papaver somniferum (opium poppy)
Lineage: Eukaryota; Viridiplantae; Streptophyta; Magnoliopsida; Ranunculales; Papaveraceae
Product: nuclear transcription factor Y subunit B-6-like
Exons: 2
Coding region: 48-743 (231 amino acids)
Biological process (GO): regulation of transcription by RNA polymerase II
Cellular component (GO): CCAAT-binding factor complex; nucleus
Molecular function (GO): RNA polymerase II cis-regulatory region sequence-specific DNA binding; DNA-binding transcription activator activity, RNA polymerase II-specific; protein heterodimerization activity
Source: RefSeq, a predicted model, not a curated record